AUGGACUGUAGAAAACGAGCCUUCGAGGCCGUGAAUGCAGUUGCGCGUGGCGUUGACAAAGGCGAGCUGCUGUCUUUUCUGCGCAAGUUGCCAAAUGAGGAACUCGCUACGUGGCCUAUCGAGGGCCAAGACAAUGAGACCAUCUAUGGAUUCGUCCGUGCGGAGGCCCGAGGCUCGCUGCCGGCUGCUGCUGGCAUGAGCACCGUCACGGUGCCAGACGUGGACCGCCCGCGCGACCAGCAGGGCGGGCUGCACCUGGCCUGGGUUGGCAUUCCGCUCAUGGUGCUGGUGCUGGUGGUCGGUAUGGUAGAUGAAAUAAAGCAAUGCACGAAGACAUUUCUUGAACACAACGAUGUCACCCUGGCGACAUCGUUGUGUUCAAGAUCGGCGGUUGCUUGUAACGCCGCCCUGACGGAGGCGGAGGCCAGCGGUGCCCGUAUGGAUGGGGCGACGGCGGCGGCGGCGGCCGUGUCCCGGCAGCGGUUGACGGCGCAGGCCGUCAUCAUGCCGUCGAUGCCCAUCUUCCCCAUCUCCCACAACUUGACGGCGCUGGCGCCAGCUCCUUUCAGCAUGUGGUCGGGUGCGGCCGUCUCCACCCUCUCCGCCUUCUCACAAACCGGUGGCGCCGAAACCUUGGAAGUAAACAGCGGCGCUCCCGUCGGCCGUACGGCAGAUAGGCGCAUGGGACGAGCUGCUGCUGCGGCGGCUGCUGGUGCGGAGGCUGCGUUACCCAGACCCGAGUUCACGUUCGGCGAACCUAGGUCCUUGUGUUCCCGGAGGCGCUCGUCCAUGGCCGUUGUGGUUGCUGCCGGGGCUGGGUCAGACACCGACAACGCAACAGCAACGGCGCCACCAGCCGUACAUUUGCAGUACGAUAACUUCCCCGGCGUGUGA
Molecule: messenger RNA, 894 nt
Organism: Volvox carteri f. nagariensis
Lineage: Eukaryota; Viridiplantae; Chlorophyta; Chlorophyceae; Chlamydomonadales; Volvocaceae
Exons: 8
Coding region: 1-894 (297 amino acids)
Source: RefSeq, a predicted model, not a curated record